UAUGUUAUCUAUUCCCGCCAAGGAGCACCGAGAAAAUCUCCACACAGCCACCGCGCGCGACACAGAUGUCACUCUACACCUUCCCAACUCGCCCACCUUAUCCAAUCAUCACCUGCUGCGUGUCCCCUUCCCCCUCCCUAGCACCCACCAUCCCUUCUCCUCCUCCCUCCAUCCUCCCUCCAACCACUACCGCAACGGCCGUCCCCUUGCUGACUUGCGCCUUACAGUGCCCUCACUUCCAAUCGUGCUCUGGAUGCACUCACGAGUUCAAUCUACACCGUCCAAUCAUCGUAGAGGAAGCAACUGAUUUCUUCAAGAGUCUUGGAGUCUCAGAUUUUACUUUCGAUAGCUGUAGAUUGUGGGGAUGGAGGUGUCGAGCAAAGCUUGCCGUUCGUGGAUCAAUUGAUAACCCUCUGAUUGGACUCUACCAGGAGGGUACUCAUAACGUUGUGGAUAUUCCUCAAUGCAAAGCUCAUCACCCCAAUAUUAAUGCUGCUGUUGAGAUACUAAGACAAGGUAUUAGAGAAUUAAAUAUUGAGCCAUACAAUGAGGAUCAAGGGACGGGGGAUUUGCGAUACAUUCAGAUGGCUGUGACAACAUACAAUACAGCACUUCCUGCUGCUGAAAGAUAUAGAAAUGGUAGAGUACAGGUUGCUUUAGUUUGGAAUUCAAGAAAUGAGAAAUCAUCAAAUUCGGACAAAUUAAAUGCCUUGGCCAAAUUUCUGUGGAGAAAUGGUGGGCCAAGGAGUAACCUCUAUUUGAUUCACUCUGUAUGGGCUAAUUUUCAGACAUCUACUAACAAUAUUAUUUUUGGGAAUAGGUGGAGACAUCUUUUAGGGGAAAGAGAUUUCUGGGAACAUGUUGGAGGAAUUGAUAUGUCCUUGGAUCCCUCCAGUUUUGGCCAAGCAAACACACGGGCUUUUGAUAACCUGCUUCGGAAAUUACAUAAAUAUGUGCCUUAUGCAGCAUCUGUGGCUGAUUUGUAUGCAGGAGCCGGCGUGAUUGGAUUAUCAUUAGCUGCCACUAAAAAAUGCAGGUCUGUCAAAUGCAUUGAGAUUAACAAAGAAUCUAGGCCAUCAUUUGAGAAGACAGUUGACCGCUUACCAAACUCUAUACUGGGCAGCAUUAGCUGGCAUAAUGCUGACACAUCCAUUGAUCCUCUUUCUUGGCUUGUGGGAUCAGAUGUGAUUGUUGUUGAUCCUCCUAGGAAGGGAUUAGAUACAUCUUUGAUUGAUGCAUUGCGGACUAUAUCAUCACAAAAAGUUAAACCAUCAUUGAAAAGUUCAUCUUCAAAUAUAAAAGAAGAAAAGAGACCAUGGGUUUUACGUGAAAGAGAACAUGCAAAAGAAGCUUCAGUUCAAGUUGGAAGAGAAACAAUUUCAGCAGAUGCUCGAUCACUUCCAGAAACUCUCAUUUAUAUAAGCUGUGGGUGGGAAAGCUUCAAAGAGGAUUGCAAGUCCUUGUUGACUAGUAAGUCUUGGCAUUUGGAAAAGGCCCAUGGUUUUAAUUUCUUUCCCGGCACUCAGAGCAUUGAGGUUUUAGCUGUGUUCAAAAGGAAUCUCAAGAAAAAGAAAACAGGAAAGAAAAAGAAGAAACAGGCAUGAGGGACAGAGUGGCAUGGAUUGUGCAUUUAGUUUUUUCAAAUCUCUUCUCAGUUUAUGCCAUAAGAAAAUGGUCAGAACAUAGGUAGAAUAGUAGUUUCAUGGGAAAGAGUGGUACUAAAUUUGUGUCUCCUUCAUGGCAAAUUGAUCUCGGCUUCAGCAUGUUAAGAAGUCUUGGAGCUAAUGAGUACAUAUGUUGCAUAUGAGAGGACAGCAUGAUGUAAACAGGAAAAAAAUCUGUAUCAUUCAUUCUAGGAUCGGUGGAAAAACCUGCAAAACUGAGCGGAAAAAUGUGAACUGGCAAAGAAAAACGAAGGUAAAAGGAGAUGUGUGGUUCAAAAAAAUCUGCUA
Molecule: messenger RNA, 1952 nt
Organism: Durio zibethinus
Lineage: Eukaryota; Viridiplantae; Streptophyta; Magnoliopsida; Malvales; Malvaceae
Product: S-adenosyl-L-methionine-dependent methyltransferases superfamily protein
Biological process (GO): RNA processing
Molecular function (GO): RNA methyltransferase activity
Source: RefSeq, a predicted model, not a curated record